This is a messenger RNA of Tinamus guttatus (white-throated tinamou), 1128 nucleotides long. NCBI's taxonomy places the organism in Eukaryota, Metazoa, Chordata, Aves, Tinamiformes, Tinamidae. The record is from RefSeq and is a predicted model, not a curated record.
AUGUCAGGUAUUGACUACAAGACGACAACUAUUCUUCUGGAUGGCCGACGAAUCAAGCUGCAGCUCUGGGAUGCAUCAGGGCAAGGGAGAUUCUGCACCAUAUUUCGGUCAUAUUCAAGAGGUGCUCAGGGUGUAAUACUAGUGUAUGACAUUACAAAUCGUUGGUCAUUUGAUGGCAUCGAUCGAUGGAUAAAAGAAAUAGAUGAGCAUGCUCCGGGUGUACCAAAAAUCCUGGUUGGAAAUCGCCUUCAUUUAGCCUUCAAGCGCCAAGUGUCUACGGAACAAGCACAGGCCUACGGCGAGCGGUUGGGCAUGACUUUUUUUGAAGUCAGCCCUCUUUGUAAUUUCAAUAUUACAGAGUCCUUUACUGAGCUUGCAAGAACAGUGUUGAUGAGACAUGGAAUGGAGAGGCUCUGGAGGCCGAACAAGGUACUGAGUCUGCAAGACCUUUGUUGCCGUGCCAUAGUUUCCUGCACCCCUGUGCAUCUCGUUGACAAGCUCCCUCUCCCUAUUGCCUUACGAAGCCAUCUCAAAUCCUUCUCCAUGGCCAACGGCCUUAAUGCCAGGAUGAUGCAUGGACGCUCGUACUCCCUCAAACCCAGCAACACCAGUAAAAGGAACAGCCUAAAGAAAGCUAAAAUUGUCCGUCUACCGCAGAGCCCACCAAAAAACUGUACAAGAAACAGCUGUAAAAUUUCCUGAGCCCUCUGUGGGAAAAGAAACCUGGAUGGGAUCCCCCCACAUGGCGUGCAGAGCGCAAGGACUCUGUGUUCAGUAGCUGAGUGUGUUCUAUGUGUGUAUCACAUUGCGUAGAGCAAAAAGAAGAAAAAACUAAUUUCAGAGCUUGCUCGCAAAGGCAAUGCUGCUUUGGGAUGAAUGGCAUGUUAAGUGCACCUGAAAGGAUGUGAUGUUUUGCUGUUGGAUUUUUCAUACUGUGUUUUAGUUUUUGAUGUGCACAAUGCCAUUGUUUUUACUAGCAGCUGUGUUUUUAAAUAGGAAAUAAUAUACUUAUUUUGAGUUCUUUAACUACAUGAAAUCUGGAAAGUGACUUACUAUGUAUAUAAAAACCUAUGUAUUUGCAAACUUUGUUCAAAAAUACUAAAAAGAGUGUUUGGUUUGCAUAUGCAG